AUGGGGAGAGUCAACAGGAAAAAAGGAGGGAGGAGGAAAAGCCACAAGAGACAUUCUGUACAAUUCCAAGAAACAGAGAAGCCUUUAGACAGGCAACUGCCAUUCCCCCUGAAACCCGAGACUUUGGUGGUGCACUCGCCCGCGCUCGCCCGCCCUCAGGUGCUGGUGAAAGGGAACUGCUCCAGGCCUGCUGGGCAAGGGUGUCCCAGCUCUGCAGCCUUCCCUGGGAGCAAAGCCAGGGCUGGGUGCCGGAUUCUCUGGAGCCAGGGGCCCCCAUGUGGCUGGAGCUGGAAUAACAGGAAAGACUGGAUGCCUCAGGCAGUUUUUUCUUCUCAGGCCACACACCCUCUUAAGCCCUUCUUGGAGCCUCCUUAUAGAAACUAG
Molecule: messenger RNA, 384 nt
Organism: Rangifer tarandus platyrhynchus (Svalbard reindeer)
Lineage: Eukaryota; Metazoa; Chordata; Mammalia; Artiodactyla; Cervidae
Source: the annotation of a GenBank genome assembly